ACCAGUCUUUAUGUUCUUACUUUCGUGUCGUGGAAAUAAUGAUAAUUUAUUAAUGAUGAAUAAUUUAACUGAAUUACAUCACAACAAACUGAUUACAUCAUUCACCAAUUCUAAUUCAAAUAAUACUAAUUCUAUUUACAUCUUUAUACAAGAUUUAUCACAUUUGAAUCUAUUAUGUAAUCAACAAUUUCAUCAUUAUAAGAAUUCAUUAUAUAAAGUACCAUUGAAUUGUAUAUGGAAUAAUCCAAGAAGUAAAUUAUCAUCAUGGGCAUCAUCAUCAUCAUCAGCAGCAGCAUCAUCAUCAUUAUCAUCCAUUAGAUUACGAUCUAAAAUUAAAAAAUUCUUAUUAUUUAAUGAAAAUUUAAUGAAAUUUAUUAUCAAUUAUGCACAGUUUAAUCAUGUGAAUAUUGUCAAGUUUUAUGGUUUAAGUAUAAUAGAUAGAUCAAUGAAAUAUUCUUCAUAUUCAAUAAUUACAGAGUACUGUAUCAAUGGAUCAUUGGAUAUGUAUUUGAAAAAUCACAUCAUUCAAUGUAUGUCAAUUGUCAGUUAUGUAAUACUUUUAAUUUUAAAAACAAUUUCAAUGGAUAUAUGA
Messenger RNA from Schistosoma bovis, 592 nucleotides. NCBI's taxonomy places the organism in Eukaryota, Metazoa, Platyhelminthes, Trematoda, Strigeidida, Schistosomatidae. The record is from the annotation of a GenBank genome assembly.